Molecule: messenger RNA, 1067 nt
Organism: Colletes gigas
Lineage: Eukaryota; Metazoa; Arthropoda; Insecta; Hymenoptera; Colletidae
Product: acyl-CoA-binding domain-containing protein 6-like
Exons: 1
Coding region: 141-833 (230 amino acids)
Molecular function (GO): fatty-acyl-CoA binding; protein binding
Source: RefSeq, a predicted model, not a curated record
UAAUGUAGUAUUAAAAGCUGCGCUUGAUCAAAAUCACAUAUUGGAGGAUACCAAACUGAUUGUUACAGAACAUACAAAACAUACAAAACAUACUUUAAAGUAAAACAAUAUUGUGAAUAAAGAUUGAGGAAACUUUCAAAAUGUGUCUUGAAGAAACGUUCAAUAAAGCUGCAAGUUAUUUACAAACAUUGGCAUCGGAAUUAAAUUCCAAUGAACUUCUUAGAUUCUAUGCAUUAUACAAACAAGCUACCGUUGGAUCUUGUAAUAUCCCAAAGCCUAAUUGGUAUCAAGUACAAGCUAGGCAAAAAUGGGAAGCAUGGAAGAAUCUUAACGAUAUGAGUCACAAUGUUGCUAUGAAUAAUUAUAUACAAGAAUUAACAAACAUAAAUCCUAACUGGGAAGAAGAUAUAAAAUCUGAAUCGCAUAGUUGGGUUGCUAUUAGUCGUUUAAUAAAUAUGGAAGAAGAGAUAAACGAUGUAGAUAAAACCUUUUUGGAUUGGAUAAAAGAAGGGCACGAACAAAAAGUGGAAGAACUGUUGGACAAGGAAACAAGACUUGUAAAUGUAACGGACGCAGACGGUUUAUUACCGAUACAUUGGGCUGCAGAUCGGGGUUACGUGAAGAUCAUAGAACUCUUAAUUAAAAAAGGGGCAAACGUAAAUUCGCAAGAUGGAGAUGGACAAACACCAUUGCAUUAUGCAGCAUCGUGCGGGCAUCUCGAUGUCGUGAAAUAUUUGCUUUCCGUUGGCGCUCUAUCCAUGGACGAUAAUAAUGGUAUGAAACCCAAAGAUGUUGCGGAUGUUAGUACAGUAACAUAUUUAAUCAGCAUGUAAUAAUACUAAAUUUAUUCGUGUACAUUAAUAAAUUGAAUUGAUGAUUUUUUAAACGAAAAUUAUGGUAUAUCUCUUACUAACUUAAUUGUUUUUCUAAAUUCUUUAUUUACAAAUAGAUUUUCUAACAGUUUUCAUUACAUUCACAGCCUAAGCACUCCUUAGGUAAAUGCGCAACUUGUCACAAAGUUUACUUAAACAAUUUUUACAUAUCAGUGUUGUUACUUAUUAUAAAAC